GGCUUUGACGUGUCUAUGUUUGGGAGCAGCCUGGCGCCGCCGCUGGCCGGGGAGCACGGGUCCCUGUCGCUGCCUGGGUCGGAGCUCUGCGGGCGCCAGCCGGCGGGGGAUUCGCGGCCGCGACGGCGGGCACUGCAGAGGAGAGAACUGAAGGGCAAUCCAGACAUGAAGAAGGUUUUGUUAGUGGAACCUGUCAUCGUCAUUUACGCUUUUGCCUCCUUCUUGACUGCACCGCUGAUUCAGCAGUAUAUUUAUCAGAGACUAUGGGAAGAAGCAAGCAACUCCAGUUUAAUAGAAAAUAACAACACUACUUACUGUGAACGAAACAAAAGUAACCCAACCUAUAUCAAACAGAAGGAAGUCCAAGAAAAGGCCUCUCUUUUUCUUAUGCAGUUGGACUUAACUGGCGCAGUUCCCAGCAUUUUGGUUGCCAUUGUCCUUGUAGCUGAUGGGGAUCGUCAUGGACGCAAAAAAUCUUUAGUUCUGCCUUCAGUGGGAGCUUUUAUAUCCAAUGCUUUCCUCGGUGCAUUCUCGUAUUUCUCCCUAUCCCUCUCUAUUUUCUUUGCAGUUGUAUUUUUUGGUUCACUGUUUGGAAGCAUGGCAACUUUCCUCGGAGGAGCCUUUGCCUUUAUAGCUGACCUAUGUAAUGAAGAGAAGCAGAAAACGAUACGUAUAGCUGUGGUCGAUUUGAUUUUUGGACUUGUAUCUGGAUUAGCAGGACUGACUUCCGGCUACUUCAUAAGAGGAUUAGGCUUUCCAUGGACAUUUGUGGUUGCUUCUCUGCUUCACUUUAUUAAUAUUUUCUAUAUUACAUUUUGGCUGGAGGAUACAGUACGUGUACCUGAAUUCCAGCAACAUGCAUUAGUAUCUUGUACUGAAGGCCUUAAAGAAACAUUUUCUGGAGUGUACAUGCUUUUUAAAACUUCCACUUAUAAAAAACGAACUUUAAUCAUUGUAUUGCUUUUUACAUUCAUGAUGUAUUUUUUUACCUUGAUUGGUGGGAGUUCUCUUUUUACAUUGUAUGAACUGGAUGAACCUCUCUGCUGGAAUGAACUCUACAUAGGAUAUGGAGCAGCUGCAUUCACUUCUGUUUCUCUGACCAGUUUUUUAGGAAUAUACUUUUUUUCACAUUGUCUCAGGGACAUCUAUAUUGUCUUCAUUGGGAUAUUUUCUUACAUUGGAGGAAUGGUCAUGGCUGCCUUUGCCAAAACUACACUGCUCAUGUUUUUAAUGAGAGUGCCCUCUCUCUUAUGUUUUAUGCCCAUUCCAGUUCUACGGUCCAUGAUGUCAAAAGUGGUUCUGACUAAUGAACAAGGUGCUGUGUUUGCUUGCAUUGCCUGUUUGGAAGUUAUGACUGCUGCCAUUUCACUCACAGUUUUUAAUAGUCUCUAUGCAGCCACUGUAGCUUGGUUUCCAGGCUUUAGUUUCCUCUUAGCAGCUGGUCUUUGUAUAAUUCCCCUGGGCAUCUUGUGCUGGCUUAUGUGCACCAGUUGGCAUGAAGAGGACUUGGCAUCACUUGUAUAUGAAGAACAAUCCAGUGAAGAGAGUAUUGAGAGUUGAACAAAGAAUUUAUCUACCUUGGUUUUCUAGUCUGAUACAACCUGUUACAUACACACUGAUAGGGGAGUGAGUGUGACAGUUGUAGAUGAAAUCUGGACAGUAGCCCUGUAAGUUACCAUAAAACUGCUAGCAUUUCCAGUCUUUGUAUUUUAUGCUAGAAUGAGUUUAAUCCUUAUACUUAACUAUGCAAAUAGGGUGAGAGUGGAGGGUCUUUAUCAGUUUUAAAGUAUAGCAAAAAUGUUUGAUUUAUGAAUAAGAAUUUAGAAUGACUUAUUUUUUUACAUGCUGUGCUCUUGGAUUUACAAAUAAUAUCUCUUUCAGAAUUAAUAGAAAAUAAGUGAAAGCCAUAUUUUGUUGUGUCUCAGGUUUGAAAAUUAUUUUAAAUGAGGCAUAUGAUGCAGCUGUGUGAUCUAAACUUGUGUGACAAUGAUAGUUUGCCAGAUCAUCGGCUUGUAUAAAUCACUGUAGUUCUGUUGAAGCCAAUGGAGUUAUGCCAGUUUGCACCAGCGGAGGAUCUGGCUUAUAGUGUGCAUCUCAAAGGACUUUUGUGUUACUGUGGGGCCUGUAGGACAGUCGAAAAUGAGCAAACUAUAUGUGUUCUCUUCCAAAAGGCAAAACUGGGGAAAUUCUGGCAUAUACUGUAAAUUAAACCAUUUUUCUGCAGGUUUAAUUUAUAUGUGAAACAUUUGUGAGUGUGGAACUCACCUGUAACUUUGUUCUCAAGAUGGGUUUUCCCUCUAACGUUGUAAUGAGAAUAACCUGUGGCAAUGAGAAACCAGCAUGGACUCUUUCCAAUGCAUUCCUUCUCAUGGCAGCUAGAUGCACUCAUUCCAUUGGUGGGAUCUGUGAUAUCGACAUUUGGCCAGUUGGAACUAGUUUGAGGUUAAUUCAUUUCAUACACAACAUCAAUCAGCUGCAAUAUUGUGGUAACUUUUGCUCAUUGCCUUCAAUUUACACUCUAAUCUCUAGUCGUAUUCCUACAAUCAUUGGAUGGACAUGGACAAAGUCUCACUCAUGAGUAAGUUAUUAAUUUUACAUAGAAACUGUUGUGCCAGAACAGACUCAUAGUCUAUCCACUCUCUGUCCUGCAUGUGGCAGUAACCACAGUGAGAAGGGAUAUCUGUUCCUGACCCUAGCUAGCGACUGGUCUAUGCUGUGAAGUAGAAGGGAUUUUUUUAUUAGUUAUUUUAACUGCAGAUGCUCUUCUAUAGAGCCAGAUCCUGGUCCAUUUAAGUAACUGAGAGUUUUGCCAUUGAUUUCAACAGGCCCUGAAUGUUUAAGCCUUUUUAAUAAUCUGCUAAAUAAUUUGUUUCAAUAAUAUUCUAGGCUAAUUAUAGAGGCCGCGAUUCUGCAAAGAUUUAAGCACAUGCAUUUUCAGCACUUCAAAUAUUACUUGCAUAGUGUAAACUUAAGUAUGUGCAUAAGCCAGAUUGUAUAAAAGGUUUUUGUUGUUUUUUUUUAAACCAGUUCUAAAUAUGCUGCCUUUUAACUUCAUUGUGUCCUUUUUCCUCCCCUGUUAUGGGGCAAGAUAUAUAUACCAUUCAUUUACCUACAUCAUAGCUCCAUUUAAAUCAUUGUAGCAUCUUUAAGAGCUCCUCUCUUGAAAGACCAUAAGAUCUUUCUCUUCUGUGGAUCUUUCUUUAUUUCUUUUAUAACCUUGGUGAAGUGACUAAAUCUGAUCCACACAUCUAAUUGUUUUGCACUGAAUGCACUCUAAUUGUAAUUAGAACUUGUAUAGCACUUUUCAUCUUCAAGGCACUUUACAAUUAUUUAAGUAAUGAAUUCUCACCCUCUGGGGUAGAUAUUAUCAUCCCUGUUUAUGAGAUGAGGAAACAGAGAGGUUAAGUGACUUAUCCAGGGCCACAGAGCAAGUUAGCACCAGAACUGGAAUUCAGAAGGAAUUCCUGGCUCGUUGGUCUUGCAGUAUGAUAGCUUUAUGCGCAAGUCAGGCAGGCAGUUGCAUUAUAUAACGCACAACUCUGCCCUUCCCUUCUCACCCUGUUUUUUAAAAAAACCGAUAGAUAAUUAUUAAGCAGAGAUUUGGUACAGUAAUUAGAAUAAAGUAAAUUGGUUGGAGUUCACUUUAGCCUCCAUAUUAGGAAGGAUGUUAUGUUAGGAAAUCAACUGUGAAAUGUGAACUAACUGUAUAUGCACAUACACUUUAAACAGCAAAAGGUCAGAAUUCUGGUAAGGGAAACCUCUUUGUUACCAUAUAGGAGAGACAGACCACAAAUCUGCACAACUCAAAUGACCUUCCUCUCUUCUUUCAAAUUCACUUUAAGAACACCCUACUUAGCUUUAGCAAAGCCUUUCAGAGGUAAUCCACCAAAAAUAUUGGCACCAUAUCAAGAUUGGUGCUAAAAGAGGUGUAUAUUCUGUGUAUGAUCUAGACUGCAAACUCUUCAGGACAAGGACUUUUUGCCUUCCUUUACUUUUGUACAGCACCAAGUACACUGGUGAUGCUCACUAAAUAGAGAGCAUAAGUUCAAAGGAGAGUCUAAGGACUCUUAAACACAAACUGAAAAAAGCACUUGAGUUGUAAACAACUUUUUGCUUUUAACAAAAGCAAGGACAUUUUUCCAUAAGAGUGCUGUGAUGAUUUUUUAGGCUCUUCAUAUAGACCACACACAAUGCUGAUCUGCCUACUCUGCUCAUACAGGUUAUAUAAUAUUUUCUGGCGUUAACUAUGUAGAGUGAAGCUGCUGUGUAGAAAUUAAUAGCUCCUGAAAAAUGUAGUGAUUCAGAAAAGAGGAACGAUACCUUCAUUCAUUUCCCAUUCUUUAUGGAGGUUCUGUCAUUGUCCCUGGCAGUAAUCUGAAAAACCUAGUUCUACAAUGGGACAUUCCAUUGGCUCAAAUGAGAAUUUUCACACAUGAUCAUAUUACAUGGGUGGGAGAAUGCAACAUUUUAUGUCAAUUUUGCAGCACACAAUGUAUAAAACCAUGUUUUGUGGACUUGUCUAUAUGGAGAUGCAAAAUAUUUCUGGUGAAUAUAGCACUUAGAUUAAAAUAAGUACGAGAUUAUGCCAAAAUGUAUGUAGAAUCAUUUCUCUCAUUUAUUCUGUAUAUAGCAUGACACCAGAUGGGUUGAGGCCUCCAGGCACUACUGUACUAUACAUUUUUAAUAAUAAAACCUUAAAUUUUGUAGCAAUUGAGUGAUUUGACAAGUGAAAUAUUUUUGUGUAAAUGCAAGCACCCUUUUGCUAUAAGUCAAUAAAGCAGAGAUCUGUCUAGUCUUCUAAAUGUUUGGCUCUUGUUCUUUUGACAGAUAAGCAUGCACAAAGCAAUACAAUUGCUGGAGUAAUAUUUAGAAGCUGCUCAGGCCACCACCAUAUUUAAUUUCUUUUGCAGCUAGUGAUACAAAAUAGUAUGUACUUGACACUCAAGUAAAAUGACUGGAGAUCACAUUGUAUACAAACAAAACAGCACUUGAUCUAAGAUGGGCUAGCCUUUCAGAGUUCUUACAUGGACAGUAAAAAUGCUAUUCCAAAAUGCUGUUUUGUUGUAUAACAAGGCUCCGACUCCUGCAGCUCUCCAGUGAAGCAGACUGGAAAUUCCACAACCACCUUAGGUAAUUUAGAAAUUGAAGGGUUUUUUCUUUUUAUUAAGUUAAAUAUGAAAAAUAAUGCAGUCAGGAAAGUAUCCUUUCUGGAGUGCAACAUGCUGCCUCCACAUUCUUCAAUUUGCUGCAAGACUUUGUAUUAAAAAUGCAUAACUGCACUGGAGAAUUGGCAGGAAGGGAAGCUGGUUGUUUUGGCCCACAGGAGUAGGGAACAGCUGGGACUUUUGGUACACAGACAGGCAUAGGAGAUGCCUUGGGAUUUUGGAAUAAACAUGUACCUGCAUGUUUCUGUGGAAGUAUUCAGCAAUGCUAGAGUAGAGAACAAGGCUCACAUUUAAGUUCUCAACAUUAUGCUUCAGAGUUAACAUCCAAAUCUGCUGAAUGGAUGCAGUUCCCAUGUCCCACAAUUAGUGUUUCAGGCCAUUUACAAACCUGGGUAGACUUCAUUGCAUUAAGCUUAUUUUUGGAAGGUUUUCUUUGCAAUCAUUGGGUUUUGAGAUGGAUGAUUUUUUUUUUAAUAGGACCCUGCUUCAAAAAGACAGCAAUCCAUAGCAUUUAGGCUGGUUACAUUCUCAAAGUGUACAUAACACACUUUGACCACUGUAUGAAGUAAGAGAACAAACAGAACUGUCCUAAACUUAUUGCAAGGAUUUGUAAUAUGUUAUGCAUAUAAUUAACUUUGAAUAGCUUGUAACAGCCUGUGUAAUUUAAAUAAAAAUACACCCUUUAAACUUACAGAAAACAGCUUUAAUCUGGCUAUUCAUUUAUAAAAGAUGCAUUUGUGUAGCUUAAUUUUAGGCUCUCCCUUUGGUUAUCCCCAGAUAAGAUUGUUUAUUACAACCAUUUUAUGUUCUGCAGUUAUGUAAAAUAAAAAUUCAUGUUUACUGUAA
This is a messenger RNA of Chelonia mydas (Green sea turtle), 6011 nucleotides long. RefSeq names its product solute carrier family 46 member 3 (gene SLC46A3). The record is from RefSeq and is a predicted model, not a curated record. Lineage: Eukaryota; Metazoa; Chordata; Testudines; Cheloniidae. Gene Ontology annotation, molecular function: transmembrane transporter activity. Gene Ontology annotation, biological process: vacuolar transmembrane transport. Gene Ontology annotation, cellular component: lysosomal membrane.